AUGAACUCCCAAAAAUCGCUAUACCAUGGCUAUAGAGUUUUGCUGGCCGCAAAGGAAGUUGUAUCUGGAUCUUUAAAUAUUGCAAAAGGAUCUUUUUCGCAAUGGCUUUUGACAUCAGAUUUGACUAGGCCUCUACUAUCUGAAUUCCGAUGCUUCUACGAUAAAGAAUGGGAAAAAGCCAAGGCUUUAUCUCAUAGCAUUCAUCAUCAAAAACCUAUGAGCAUUAAUAGCAACAGUACUCUAGGUAUGCCAAAAGUAGGGAAGAAAAAGGUUAGACAUUAUUCAACUCAGGCUAAAAAAUUGAUAUCUUCUAAUGAUACCGAAGAGAAAAUUCACGAGCUUCAAAGCUCAGAGGUACCCAGUUCUCGUGUUUCGCGGUUAUUUCAUUAUGGUUCAUUGGCCGCUGGAGUUGGAAUAUCCGCGGCUAUGAGUGGAUUGAAUCAAAUAUCUAAGGGCCAAAGCCCCAGCUUGAAGUCUUUAGUUUUAUCUGAGUCAAAUAUUACACGUAUAACCCAUAAAUUUUCUAAAAUGCGCGGUGCUGCAUUAAAGAUAGGUCAAAUGAUGUCUUUCCAGGACGCUAAAGUACUACCUACUGAAUUAUAUCGUAUACUUUCCACUGUACAGAAUAAUGCGCACUAUAUGCCACAAAGUCAGCUACAAAGACUUUUAAAUAGGGAAUUUGGCCCUGGCUGGGAGGUGAAAUUCAGUAAAUUUAACAAGGUACCAAUUGCAGCAGCUAGUAUUGGACAGGUGCAUAAUGCCAUAUUAAGUGAUGGCACAGAAUGCGUUGUCAAAGUGCAGUAUCCAGGGGUUAGAGACUCAAUUGAUUCUGAUUUGAAUAAUAUCCUGAUGCUGCUUACUGCCACCAGUUUACUACCAAAAGGACUCUUUUUAGAUAAGACUAUCGCUAAUGCGAGAACUGAAUUGAAAUGGGAAUGUGAUUAUAUACGCGAGGCCGAAUGCCUUAAGCAUUUUCGGGAACUCCUACAGGAUGAUCCAGUUUUCGUUGUUCCUCGAGUAAUAGAGGAAUUAACAACACAGAACGUGCUUACGAUGACAAAGAUGAAGGGCAUUGAGAUUGUUAAGUUGUCGGAACAGUUAGCAACCCAGGAAGUCAGGAAUUAUAUUUGUGAAAACAUUAUGAGGCUUUGUUUGCAUGAAGUUGCUACUUACCGUUAUAUGCAGACAGAUCCAAACUGGGCCAACUUUUUGUACAAUAAAGAAACUCAAAAGAUUGAACUAAUUGACUUCGGUGCGUCAAGAUCAUAUUCCAAUGAAUUCGUUCACAAAUACAGAAAACUAUUAACUCAUGGAACUAAAGGAAAUAGGGAGGGGGCAUUUGAAAUGUCCAAAGAGUUAGGCUACUUGACAGGUUUAGAAUCUCAAGCCAUGGUUAAUGCACAUGUUGAUUCAAUUAUGACCUUAUGCGAGCCUUUCACUGGUGACAUUAACGCUACGUUCGAUUUUUCGAAACAAACUGUUACGGAUAGAAUCCGUGGUAACAUAGGUCUUAUGUUGAACCAAAGGUUGUGUCCUCCUCCAGAGGAAACAUAUUCUUUGCAUAGAAAAUUCAGCGGAGUUUUUUUGCUUUGCGCUAGGUUAGGUGCUAAAGUGCAUUGUGCAAAACUAUUCAGUGAGAUUUUUGCAGUAGAUGAUAACUGA
Eremothecium sinecaudum is the source of this 1662-nucleotide messenger RNA. It is a transcript of the gene COQ8, whose product is annotated as protein kinase COQ8. The transcript is spliced from 2 exons. Lineage: Eukaryota; Fungi; Ascomycota; Saccharomycetes; Saccharomycetales; Saccharomycetaceae. Gene Ontology annotation, biological process: ubiquinone biosynthetic process. The record is from RefSeq and is a predicted model, not a curated record. Gene Ontology annotation, cellular component: extrinsic component of mitochondrial inner membrane. Bases 1 to 1662 code for a protein of 553 amino acids. Gene Ontology annotation, molecular function: kinase activity.